AUGGGCGUCGCAGAGGUAGUCCAUGCGAUUCAGCCUUUGCGCGGAGCGGUCGUUCCUAUUCGGACAGUCCAGGAAACGCGACCACUUGAGGAAUUCGAUGACGCCUAUGUCGCAGAAGUCAAUGUGAAAGGUGCAGCGAAGGUGAUAAAGGCGCUCGACUCCAAGUAUCCCCGAGUUCCCUCGCUCCCUCUUUCGCAUCUACGCCGCUUUGCCAAAAGAGAGAUCCUGCCAGCGUCACUUCGCGCCGCAAUUGAAGCCCAGGGCUCACCUGCAGCAGGAGGACCAAAGACUAUCUUUGUUGUCAUUUCACCCCCAUUGCCUCCCGCAGAGGCACUGCAAGAACUACUCGCUCCCUUCGCGCCAGAAACUUAUGGCUCCAAUCAACCCACCGCUUCGCCUGAUCCAUCUACACCUGAGCCCCCACCCGCAAAUAUCCAACUCUACCCUAUCAAGAUUCCAAUUCAACCGCCUUUCAAUGCUGCCCAAGCUGAACGAUGGAGCAGAACACUCUGGCCUGUCGUAUUUAACCCCGCCGCACCCCGGUCCACUGUCGCUCCGCCCCCUCAGAUCCUGACUCGGGCCCAGGAAACCAUCGAGCCUCGUGCAGGAUACUAUCUCUCUCUUGCGCGUAAAGUUGCAGAUGAAGCGAUCCAGUCAGGCCGUGGCCGCGGCGUCGGAGCAGUCAUCGUCGAUCCGGCCAUCGAAGCCGCACUCGAAGCAGCAGCAGAAGAAAGUGGCGAGUCCAGUACUGAACGAUGGACUGACGCUGUCCUCGCUGUUGGCGGUGAUGUUCGUUUCGCCCGAUCAGAAGCUGGAAAGCCAUCCCAGACAGAUUUACACCCCGGCGUCACUCCUAACCCGGCCUGCGCGAUGUUCAAUGCCGAUGUAGAAGGCGGCCCAGAUCUGCAUGCACUGAUGCGUGCCGUGGAGCUUGUUGCACGACGACGCCGCGAAGAUCCCGAGCACCAGGAAGCGAUUGCAACUGCCUCGACCCCGCAAUCUGUUGUUUUUACGGACCCUCAGCUUUCUAUGCAACUGAGUCCUCUCGAGUCAUACUUCCUUUAUCAACCUGGUCUUCCGACCACCCCCACCAGCGUCCCUGCGGUCAACACCAAACAGGAGUCCUCGCCUAGCCCCCAAAAGAAAAGGAAACACGAAGAGCCUAAUCCUGAAUCUAUCUCUGCUUCUCUUGACCCUAUCAGCCUUAACCCCACCCAUGCCGCACAAGGGCAAACCCAGCCUACAACGCCUCCCCUCCCAGCUCCCCCACCAUCAACCGUCACGACUUUCACUGAUCCUACGACUUCUCACCCUCUUAUUGAGCAGGCGAAAUCUACUCCUACCUCUCCUGUCCCAGGUGUAACCUCUCGUAUUCGCACCCGCUCGCAAGGAGGAUAUCUCUGCACAGAUCUCGACAUUUACAUGUCUCACGAGCCUUGUCUCUGCUGCUCUAUGGGCCUGCUUCUCUCUCGGUUCCGCGCUGUUAUCUUUCCGCGUUCCGGCCGGAUGAAGAGUGGCGGUCUGGCGUCGGAGCCUGUUAUUGCUCCUACGCCUUGGGAUGAUGAUUCCGACGACGAGACUGAAGAGGUGGAUGAGAAGAACAAGGCUGGAAAUGAACGUUUGUACUAUGGCUUGCACUGGAGGAAGGAAUUGAACUGGCGCGCUUUAGGAUUUGAGUUUGUUGAGGAUGAGGAACACCAGGACAAGGGUGAAGAUGAUGUGGUCUUCAAUGCUUGA
This is a messenger RNA of Penicillium odoratum, 1737 nucleotides long. RefSeq names its product putative tRNA-specific adenosine-34 deaminase subunit Tad3. Bases 1 to 1737 code for a protein of 578 amino acids. The record is from RefSeq and is a predicted model, not a curated record. Lineage: Eukaryota; Fungi; Ascomycota; Eurotiomycetes; Eurotiales; Aspergillaceae. The transcript has 3 exons. Gene Ontology annotation, molecular function: catalytic activity.